Molecule: messenger RNA, 4886 nt
Organism: Elaeis guineensis (African oil palm)
Lineage: Eukaryota; Viridiplantae; Streptophyta; Magnoliopsida; Arecales; Arecaceae
Product: protein BREAST CANCER SUSCEPTIBILITY 2 homolog B
Biological process (GO): double-strand break repair via homologous recombination; regulation of DNA-templated transcription
Source: RefSeq, a predicted model, not a curated record
UCUUUCACCGCUUUGCACCGCAGAAUUUCUCCUCCUCCCUUUCUUUCUUUCCGGGAGAAAGAGGGCUAAUGCCGACGUCGCGGGAUCUAUCGACGUGGCAGAUUCUUCCGACCGAUGGCGCCCACUUCCAGUGGAGCGCCGCCGGCGGAGAUCCUGGGCGCCGCCUGGAACAGCCGCCGCCUGAAACCCUGGUUCUUGGCGAGGAGAACCACCCCGAUUCUCGCCUCCCAUCCAUGGCGGAUCUCGUGAUCCAAGCUCGCCAGAAGCUCAUAGAAGGUGGUGAUGGAGAUCGUCGUGGCGUGCCGAUGUUCCGUACGGGAUCGGGACGAUCUGUUUCGGUGAGUGAGAGUUCGAUUCGGAAGGCAACGUCUGUUCUUGGAGGAGGAGAUACAACCGUUCGAGAGGAUGGUGGUGGUGCUGAGGGCUUUCCAAUAUUUCGUACUUGUUAUGGGAAGUCAGUUACCGUGAAAGAGUCUUCUAUGAGGAGGGCAGCAGCUGUUCUUGAAGGAGUGGAUAUGGAGAAAGGAUCUGCAGCAAGUUUAGUGGAUGGGGGUGCUGAGUGCCUUCCAAUAUUUCGUACUGGUUCUGGGAAGUCAGUUACAGUAAGGCAGUCUUCUAUCAGGAAAGCAUCAGCUGUUCUUGAAGCAGAGGGUAUGAACAAAGGAGCUGCAACAGUUUUGGAGGGUGGUGGCGGUGAUGGGGGUUUUCCAAUGUUUCGUACUGGGUCGGGAAAGUCAGUUAUGGUGAGUCAGUCUUCAAUCAGGAAGGCAGCUGCUGUUCUUGAAGGAGAAAAUAUUAAGAAUGACCAGCUGCACAAAUAUUCAGUGGAUGGAAACUGCAGUUUCUCUGAUUCCCUUUUCCACAUAGCCACUGGUAAAACUGUAAAUUUAUCUUCUGCUGGUCUUCUUAGGGCUUCUUCUUUGUUGGGUUUGGAGGGGAAUAAUGAUCCUUCUACUCUACAAUAUUUCAAGCAUGCAAUGGAUCAUUUGGAUGCCAGGAUAACUACUCCAAGGGAAUCACAUGCAAAGCUUGGAUGCGAUGUGAAUUCUGGUACCACUGGCUCGGUUAGAAUUGACCCUAUGGGUGCACAAUUAGUCCAAAGAAAUUCACAUGAUUGUCCAAAGGAUUUUUGCUUAUCAGGAAAUCAGUUAGCUAAAGAUUCACUUCAGAGUCCUCUGGGGUCUGAAUUGCAUUCAUCUGAUUCUAUCCAGAUGCAUAUUAAAUUCCACACUGCAGGUGGAAGAUCUAUACUGAUUUCUAGUGAUGCAUUACAGCGUGCAAGGAGCCUUCUUGUUGAUUCAGACUCUGAAGUUCUACAGAAUGAUGAGAAAGCAGAUCAACCAUCUUUCUUGAUUCUUAAAGAUGAGAAUGAUCGUGGCAAGACUUUUUUGAAUAAAGAAAACAUCAUGUCUGUGCACCAAAAUGCUAGAAAGAGCAAAUCCGUGUCAGAAUCCUUACCUUGCAUACAAUCAUUUUCCAAUCAAAAGGAGUCAUCAUGUCCCCUUCAGGCUAUCAAUUCUCUGGGUGUUAUGAUAGAUCAAGUGAAUAACAGUAACUUUGUUAUGGAAAACUUUCAUCAUUCAAGCAGUGAAAAGUCUCACAUGCAAAAACCUUCAAACAAAGACCUAUGUGUUACUCAUACCGUCAUUGACUCUGUGAAUAUGAUUCCAGAAUGCAGACCAUCAGGUGGAACACUGGUUGAUAUUUCAAAUAACAUUAGUUGGGAUCAUGCAAAUAUAAAUUGGCUUUCUAGUGAAAAGAAAAGGCUUGGAAGGAGAAGCUCUGUCUCUCCAUUUAAAAGGCCACGAAGUUCUAGGUUCACCACUCCUUUAAACAGCAGCAUCUCUUCCUUGGCUACUGAUUCAUCCAUGUUAUCUACAACAGAAAAUUGCUGUCGCAGAGUGAAGCUGUCCUCUCAUUAUCCAUUUCAAUUUAAGCGGAAGAAUAUUAAGGAUUUCUUUGGCAAAUGCACUAGUCAGCAAAGCAUGUUGGCACACCUACCAGAUGAAGUGAAACGCUUGAAUGCAGAUAAUGCACUGAAGUACAGAUUUCAUGAUGAAUAUGGUCGCUAUGAAAUUGGGUCAGAAGCCUUUCAAAAUAUGCUGCUUCAGUCUGGUGCUUCAUCAUUAAGCGCAACUAAAGAAUGGGUUGCAAACCACUACAAAUGGAUUGUUUGGAAACUUGCAAGCCUUGAGCGAUGCUAUCCGGUUCAAGCUAGUGGCAAUUACUUAACAGUUUCUAAUGUGCUUGAGGAAUUAAAGUACAGGUAUGAGAGAGAAGUCAACUAUGGCCAUAGAUCAGCAAUAAAGAAAAUUCUAGAUGGGGAUGCAUCGCCUUCUUCUAUGAUGGUUCUAUGUAUUUCAGCAAUCCAUUGUUCUGAAACAAAGAUCUGUAAAAUCGAUGAUAUGACUGGUCCAAAUGAGGAUAACAACAAGCUUACCAGCUCAAUUAUGGUUGAAAGCAGCCGCAAGAGAAUUGAACUUACUGAUGGAUGGUAUUCAUUGGAUGCUUUCUUAGAUGUAUUACUGUCAAAACAACUCCGUAUUGGAAAGCUAUUUGUUGGCCAGAAGCUUCGGAUCUGGGGUGCUGGUUUGCAAGGUUGGGUUGGACCUGUUUCACCCCUUGAGGCAUCAAAAACAGUUAGUUUACUGAUACACAUUAAUGGGACGUAUCGGGCACACUGGGCUGAUCCAUUGGGAUUAUGCAAGGGUCUUGGAGCUCCAUUGGCUUUUAGCUGCAUAAAGGCAGGUGGGGGUAAAGUUUCAAGGACAUUGGUUGGGAUUACAAGGAUUUAUCCUGUUUCAUAUAAGGAGAGGUUCCCUGAUGGUGGGUCUGUUGUGAGAUCAGAAAGGAUGGAACAUAAAGCACUUCAACUGUACCAACAGAGACGAUCAAAAAUUGUAGAAGAUAUUACGUCAGACCAACAGGAUGUUUUUGACAAUGUUAAUGAUAGUGAUGAAGGGGCAAAUAUUUUAAAGAUCCUUGAGACCGCUGCUGAGCCUGAAGUGUUAAUGGCAGAUAUGAGUUCUGAACAACUAAUUUCUUUUUCAGCUUAUCAGGCAAAGCAAAAGGCACUCAGGCAGUCUUAUAUUCAGAAGAAGAUUGAGAAAUCUUUUGAAGAUGCAGGCCUCAGUUCGAGGGAGGUAACCCCCUUUAUGAGAGUGAGGGUAGUGGGAUUAACCAGUAAGGGCUCGUGCAGAAAGCGCCAACCCAGGGAAGGCUUGAUAACAAUCUGGAAUCCAACUGAAAAGCAGAAAGUUGAUCUUGUUGAAGGAAAGAUAUAUACUGUUGCUGGACUUAUGCCACUGAACUUUGGUACCAAUGUCCUUUACUUGCAAGCUAGAGGAUCUUCUACAGUAUGGAAACCUAUCUGUGCCACACAGACUGAUAAAUUUGAACCAUUUUUCACCCCUCGCAAAUCAAUUACACUGUCAAAUUUGGGUGAGGUACCUCUUGCAAGUGAGUUUGAUAUUGCAGCUGUAAUCGUGCAUGUGGGAGAGGUUUAUAUAUCUGGAUGCCAGAAAAAGCAGUGGAUUUUCAUGACUGAUGGAUCCACAUGCAGUUCAGAAUCUCUGUUUGAAGGACAAUAUGAUCGCCUGCUUGCUGUCAGUUUCUGUUCACCCAUGAUUGACAAUGAUUCAUCUGCGCUUUUCAGCCAUACCUAUUCAGAAAGCACAGCUGGCUUCUUUAAUCUUACCAAGCGAGCAAGGGACCAAAUGAAUCAUCUUUGGGUAGCAGAGGCAACAGAAAAUUCUGCAUAUUGUGUAUCCUAUAACCUUCCCAGCAGAUUACAUCUCAAGGAAGCAGCAGACUCUGCUCAGAGAUGGGCAAAGGUAUCAUAUUGGGCUAUUCAGAAGCUUCGGGAGAGGGUUUUAUCUAUUAUUGGCGGUCAGGGAAGCUAGGAUUUUGAAAUAGCUGAGUUAUCCAUUAUAGCAAUUUGAUCAGCAGAUCCUUUGUACAAGAGGUGUUAUGGUCAACAUAUGAUGUUGGGCAGGAGGCGGAUGUGCAUGAAUGAUCUCAUUCACAAACUGUUCCUUGGCAGCAGUUGAGGCAAAGACUUUCAGACAUUUGGCUGUUGGUGGUGGGGCAUCUCAUGCAAGGGAGACGAACAGUUGAUGCAUGGCCUUCGCACCUAGAUUACAAAUUGGCGUAAUUAGUAGUGGUUUGAUUCAGAUGCAAGGAGAAGCAGGUUUUGAGAAAGUGAUGCCAUCACUUUUUUGAGUAUCAACAACAUAUCAUGCUGUCCUAGCAGAAACAAAUAUUUAUGGAGAAAAGUCUACGUAUAACACUCAAGUUCAUCCACCCGAUAGAGUUUUCUUAUUUGUUGUUUCCAAUAAAAAAUCCACUCUAAGCAAGUGUUACAUAUAACCAUAGGCAAACCAGAGUAUGCCAUCAUAAUGAAAAUGUUGUAAUCCUAAAAUUGUAUGUAACUUUUUGGUGGUAACCGUACGUGACAUCUAACGAAGAUUAGACACAAGAUCUUAAUACAUGGGAACAGAUCAUACUUUCGUGCCUGCAACAGAGACAAGCUGUAGUACUCCUGAGAAGGCCCUAACAAUCAGACCAUAGCUCUAAAAAACUAGGAUGCUGCCAACGUCACUUCGAGCUGUUAUCCUGCAUGGCUACUCUUAACACUUUUUCCUCUAUUGCCAGAUGAAAGUCCUCUGGUGAUCUAUAUCAUCUGGGGAGGACUUGCUAGCUCCCCAUGUACCAAAUCUUACGGCACACACCAUCUAAUGGAUUCUCCCUAAUAGGGACCAGGCGAAGAGGAAAAAAAUAAAGAAAGAGGUGAUGAGAAAGAGGGUGUCAAUGUGAUUCAUCCCCUUUCAUAUGUUUCCAUGCUCUCCUCUCUCCUGUCUCACGCUCACUGCCCUUCAAUACCCACC